Microbotryum saponariae is the source of this 1997-nucleotide messenger RNA. Lineage: Eukaryota; Fungi; Basidiomycota; Microbotryomycetes; Microbotryales; Microbotryaceae. The record is from the annotation of a GenBank genome assembly.
AUGCGUGACGGUUCCAGCAUCAAGUUGCUCACGGGUAAUUCGCUCGUUGCUUUACAUCGCCCUUCGAGCCACGGCUUUACAGCUGCAUCUGGUUUCGUCCCCGUCGUCUUCCCAUGUGUUUCACGCGCUUCCGUGCAGCCGCUGCCCGUCCCUAGGGCUCCAUCGCCUUCCCAACACUUCUCAAGAAACCAGCACUAACUCCAUCUCUGCUCUCUCACUAGGUAACUCGCACCCCGAGUUGGCCCAACAGAUCGCCAAGCGGUAAGUCGGGACGAGCCUUCCGUUUACAAGCACGAGGCAGGCGGUUCCUACGGUACCUUCGGGAAGGGUCAUCGUCAGUUCCUCACGGCCUCACGAGCGCGGACGAUCAGCUUCGACGGCUUCGGAGUUGGAGGGGUGGGAAGACGUUCUGUCACCAAGCAAAGCAUGAUACCCUGCUCUGGAUCAGGUCCGAGAUGCUACAAACGAGCCGGACCGUUCCAUCUUGUACAUCGACACAAUUUGGAAGUAUUGCGAGGGCCUCAAGCAGGACUGGCCGAGACAAGAUUCUCGGUCGCCGCCCCUUGGAAUGUUAUGAGCAAGACGGACAUACAGCUUUCACAACGAAGCUAUGGAAGAGGUCGUAGACACUGAUCUUCAUCUCAUUUCUUCUGGCCGGCACCCGCACAGACUUGGGAUCCCCUUGACCAAAUGCACCGUCAAGAAGUUCAGCGACAACGAAACCUCCGUUUCGAUCGGCGAGUCCGUCCGUGAAGAGGACGUCUUUAUCGUCCAGACCGGCUUCAACCCGUCCCCGUACCCUUUUGGAUCCAAGGCCCGUCACUACGGCGACAGCUCGCUCGAGGCCUCCCGACCGGGAACUCCGAACGGGUCAAGACCGACGACGCCGCUUCCGACAUCGGCCUCGACGUCCUCGCUCCACGUGCCCAACAACAAGUCCCAACCGGCGCCGGAACCGUUCAACGACCCCAAUGAUCUCUUGAUGGAGUUGCUCAUCCUCAUCUCGGCAUGCAAGACCGCCUCAGCGAAGCGUAUCACCGCCGUGAUCCCGUGCUUCCCUUACUCGCGCAUGGACCGCAAGGAUAAGUCCCGCGCACCCAUAACGGCCAAGCUCGUCGCCAACAUGCUGCAAAUCGCCGGUUGCGAUCACGUCAUCACGAUGGACCUGCACGCCAGUCAAAUUCAAGGCUUCUUCGAGGUCCCCGUUGACAACCUCUGGACCGAGCCGUCGAUGAUCCACUGGGUCAAGGAGAACAUCCCCGACUGGCGUAACGCCAUCAUAGUCUCGCCCGACGCCGGAGGAGCCAAGCGAGCGACGAUGCUCGCCGAUCGCCUCGACGUUGACUUCGCGCUCAUCAACCGCAACCGCGUCAAGGGUGCUGCACCCAAUGCCGAAGCGAGGAUGGAGAUUCUCGUCGGUGACGUAAAGGGCAAGGUCGCGGUCUUGAUCGACGACAUGUGCGACACGGGUGGAACGAUCAAGUUGGCGACGAACGCGAUCUUGGCGAGUGGGGCCAGGAAAGUAUAUGCGGUCGUAUCCCAUGGUAAGUCACUUCAAUUAUGUGGAAAAGUUUCCGGACAUCGAACAAGUUACUGACGAACGCUGUGGUGCCCAGGCUUGCUGUCUGGAGAGAGCAUGUCCGAGUUGGCUCGAUUGCCGUUAGAAAAGCUCGUGGUAGGUGCUCACUGAUCCCUCCUCGUACCUCUUCCGGUUGUUCUGACACCCCCCUCUCAUGAUGUGACGAACAGGUGUCCAACACGAUCUGCCAGACUGAGCAUUUAAAGCAGGCCCACGGGAAACUGGAGGUGAUGGACAUCUCUCCCGUCGUCGCCGAGUCAAUUCGCCGAGUAAGUACUCGCAGAUUUUUUCUUCUCCAUCUGCGAUUGCUCCACGACCAAUAUUUUCCUGACGUGCAUCGCUAUCGACGUCCCAGACACAUAACGGUGAAUCGAUCUCGUUGUUGUUCUCUGAAGGGGGUGCCAGUCUCUUUGGGUAG